Molecule: messenger RNA, 441 nt
Organism: Penicillium manginii
Lineage: Eukaryota; Fungi; Ascomycota; Eurotiomycetes; Eurotiales; Aspergillaceae
Exons: 1
Coding region: 1-441 (146 amino acids)
Cellular component (GO): membrane
Molecular function (GO): transmembrane transporter activity
Source: RefSeq, a predicted model, not a curated record
AUGAUUGGCACGAUACUGCUCAUUGCCGUGUCAGGCCCACUCUGGGCUCGCUAUGGCUUCACAUUUCUUGUUUGUUGCGGUACAUUUGGCGUAUAUUCAACUACAUAUGCAUGGCUAUCCUCUACAAUUACUCAACCACCUGUUAAGCGUGCUGUGGCCAUUGGUUUGGCCAAUACGUGUGCGAAUAUUGCCUCUUUGUUCGCCAAUUAUUUCUGGUUGGAUCAGUACCAGCCGAUGUUUCGUCAGUCUUGGGGCUGCUUAUUAGGAUUUCAGGUUUUGGGGUUCUCAUGCAUCCUAACCCUUCGAUUCUUACUCCGUCGCAAAAACAAGAAAUUUGAGGCCAUAGUAUCCGAAGGACAUAUCAACGACACGAUUUUCAUGUCUAGCCUGGACGAUGAGACUCGGAACGCUGUUCAGAACAAUUUCAGAUAUGUUCUCUAG